AGUGAUUGUUAGAAAACAAGCCAGCUGUGUAGGCUGGAUGGUUAUCAAUGAUACUGGGAGUGAGGAGUGCGUCUGGAGGAGACAGUGGGCUGUUGGAGACAGAUUUCAACUGAGAGACAUAAAAGUGGGGGCAAUCCUCAUGUGUGAGGAGAGCUUGAGUCUGACAACAGAAAGGUUGAUGAUAGCUUUGAUUUCCAAACAUUACAGGGAGUGAGCUUCUUAGAUGCAUUUUUAAAGGAAGAUCUUCAGGAGAAAGCCUGACCUGGAACAUACAAGAUGUGGUUCAUGUGUCGGAGAAGUCUUUUUUCUCAGCACCAAAAUGCCUGUGAGACGCGGUCAUGUUGCGCUCCAGAACACCUACCUGGACACUAUCAUCAGGAAAUUCGACGAGCAAAAUCGCAAGUUUCUCAUCGCCAAUGCACAGAUGAAGAACUGUGGCAUCAUCUAUUGCAACGAAGGCUUCUGCCAGAUGUUUGGUUUCGCCAGGGCAGAGAUCAUGCAGCAGCCCUGUACCUGUCAGUUCUUAGUGGGUCCUGGCACCAUGAAGAGCGCCCUGGCCCAGCUGGCACAGGCCCUGCUUGGCUCAGAGGAGCGUAAGGUGGAGAUCCUCUACUACGAUAAGGAAGGGACAUGCAGACCAUGCCUGGUGGACAUUGUACCUGUAAAAAACGAGGAAGGAAUUGUCAUCAUGUUCAUCCUCGACUUCCAGGAGCUGAUUGAUCGAACUCUCAAGAAGUCAGGCCUCAGGCAGAGAGUCGCCCAGGGAUGGAUUUACUGCCAGAAUCGCAGGUUGAAGAUGAGGCUGCCGGUGCUGCGGUCCAUGCGACGACCUUCACUUUCCAAAGAUCAAUUUGAAGGAGUGGUAGUGGACUACCUGCAGCCAAACAGCGAGGAAGUCCCUCUCAAAGAAUUUCGGAUCCCGUCCAAGGAGAGCUGCAUGCAGUCUGAGACAGAAGCUCUGAUAGAACAGGACCUGGAUCCUCCCUCCCCUGCAGCCCAGUCCUCCAUCAAGCAGCGUUCCCUGCUGACAGACCGCCUGGACCCGGGCAUCCCUUUUCCCAGAGGGACUUUACCUCGGAGCUGUUCUAGGGACAGCAUCCGCAGCCUUCGACGUGCCUCGUCACUGGAUGAUAUUGAUGGCAUCAGGGCAGAAUGGCACAGUCCAACUGGAGACCCUCGAACCAACAGCAAUCUGAAGCCAAGCGCUCUGAACUCCACGUCAGACUCGGACCUGAUGAGACAUAGGGCCAUCGGUCGUAUCCCUCAGGUUACUCUGACCUUCGGUUCGGACCGGAUGAGACCUCCUUCGCCCACAGAGAUUGAAAUAAUUGCACCCAGCAAGAUUAAAGACCGAACCCAGAACGUCACAGAGAAGGUCACUCAGGUCACGCAGGUAUUGUCCCUUGGUGCUGACGUGCUGCCAGAGUACAAGCUCCAGGCCCCACGCAUCCACAAAUGGACCAUCCUUCACUAUAGCCCCUUCAAAGCGGUAUGGGACUGGGUCAUCCUGCUGCUGGUCAUCUACACCGCCAUAUUCACACCUUACUCGGCCGCCUUCCUUCUCAAUGAGGUGGAGGACGAACGGAGGAGAACCUGCGGCUACACCUGCAACCCGCUCAACGUGGUGGACCUGGUGGUUGAUGUCAUGUUCAUCGUGGACAUCCUCAUCAACUUCAGGACCACCUACGUCAACCACAACGACGAGGUGGUCAGCCACCCGGGACGCAUCGCGCAGCACUACUUCAAGGGCUGGUUCCUCAUCGACAUCGUGGCUGCCAUCCCGUUUGAUCUGCUCAUAUUCCGCUCCGGGUCUGAGGAGCCUCAGACAACCACUCUGAUUGGAUUACUGAAAACAGCCAGACUGCUGAGGUUGGUACGAGUGGCCAGGAAGUUGGACCGUUACUCAGAAUAUGGAGCUGCCGUCCUCUUCCUUCUCAUGUGCACCUUUGCCCUCAUCGCUCAUUGGCUGGCCUGUAUCUGGUAUGCCAUUGGCAACGUGGAGCGCACAGGCUCUGCCCGCAUCGGAGGCAUGAAGAUCGGCUGGUUGGACAACCUGGCUGACCAGAUUGGUAAACAGUACAAUGACAGUGAUGAUGCCUCGGGCCCCUCCAUCAAGGACAAGUAUGUUACAGCCCUGUACUUCACCUUCAGCAGCCUGACCAGUGUGGGUUUUGGGAACGUCUCACCAAAUACCAACCCAGAGAAGAUCUUCUCCAUCUGUGUCAUGCUCAUUGGAUCUCUGAUGUACGCCAGUAUCUUUGGUAACGUGUCAGCCAUCAUUCAGAGACUGUACUCAGGUACGGCUCGUUACCACACCCAGAUGCUGCGGGUCAAAGAGUUCAUCCGCUUCCACCAGAUCCCAGGAGGCCUGAGACAGAGGCUGGAGGAGUAUUUCCAACAUGCCUGGUCCUACACCAAUGGCAUUGACAUGAACGCAGUUUUAAAGGGUUUCCCUGAGUGUCUGCAGGCUGACAUCUGCCUCCAUUUGAACCGCAGCUUGCUGCAGAACUGCAAAGCUUUUCGAGGGGCCAACAAAGGCUGCUUGCGGGCUCUGGCCAUGCGAUUCAAGACCACCCACGCUCCGCCGGGUGACACUUUGGUCCACAGUGGGGACAUCCUCACCGCCCUCUACUUCAUUUCCAGAGGCUCUAUAGAAAUCCUCAGGGACAAUGUGGUGGUGGCCAUUCUAGGAAAGAACGACAUAUUUGGUGAACCCAUCAGUCUGUAUGGAAGGCCAGGCAAAUCCAGUGCUGAUGUCAGAGCUUUGACCUACUGCGACCUUCACAAGAUCCUGAGAGACGACCUGCUGGAAGUGCUGGACAUGUAUCCCGACUUCGCUGACAUGUUCUGGAACAACUUGGAGAUCACCUUCAACCUGAGAGAUGCAGAUAGAAUAAACCAGCCAACCCCGGGCAGGGACUCUGAAUGUGGCUACCGCCGGAAAAGGCAUCGGAGAAGCUCCCUGCGUCGUCGAAACCGACCAGACGGCAUGGACCGUGAAGACUCUUACCCCGAUCAGUCCUGUCCAAUGGCAAACCACCACCGGGGCACGAUGGCAGGACCCCAUUGGGAAGACCUCUGCAGCAGUGCUAGUAUCUGUUCGCAGUCUAGUGAUGAUGAGACGAAGCCCAUGGGACACAGCAAGGGGGAGCUUUAUCCCUCCGGGGGUGACACCAGAGACUACCCCUCAGCAGUAGUGAACCUCCUUCCUCACAGUGGACCUUCAGCUGGGAUGGGACCGCCUGUAGACCUUGGAGGACCAACAUACUCACCGGCACCUCCUAUGAGCAUGUCAGGCCUGUAUGGCUACUGGCCAGAGCGCAGAUCCAGCCAGUUCUCAGAGAACCAGAGACGACCGUCCUCAGUCAGGGCUAGUUUCCACCCUGCACCCUGCGCUGAGGAUCGGCCCAGCGAGCUGGAGUCCAGACUGGAGCUGUUGCAGUCCCAGUUAAACCGACUGGAGACCCGUAUGACAGCAGACAUCAAUGUGAUCCUGCAGCUCCUACAGAGGCAGAUGGCGCCGGUGCCUCCAGCCUACAGCGCUGUGUCCCCAAGUCCUCACCCGCCUCACCCCACCACCCUGUACAACACAGGAGCUCCCACAAUCCACACUGUCCCUCCAAUCCAGCCAGUACAGAUCGACAGCUCUGCCUCACUCAUACAGAGCCCAGAUUCUGACUCCAAGCACAAAUCCAAGGACUCCCUGUCCAGCGGGAUCCACCUCACUGUGGCCUCUGAUGACACUGUGUCCAUGUCACCAGAGGCUGACCCACCGCAUCUGCCCUCUGUGUACCUCAACCCUCCUCAAUUGUUAGGGGCCCAAGAGCCUCCUGGACUGCUAUGUGGCAGCCAGCGCUUCCCCUCCCUCCCUGAGCACCUGGAGACCUCCACAGAAAUGCAGGAGAUCCAGAGGCAUGUCUCUGACCCUGUCUUGCCAGGCAGCUAGAACACUAAUCACCAACACCACCUGAAAGCUUGGUCCUUUGGACAGGACAGCCAUAUGUUCCUCACCCUGUUAUUUUCUUUUUCCUCCUUUGAAAUCUCCUCUGUCCUGUUCAGAUGCUGCUGUAGAACUUGGGAUGCUUUGCCUUCCACGUCACUGAGGGUUCAGAGUGCCUCCUGUUUCUCACGUACAGACUCUAUGGCGCCCUCACCGGCUGCUGUGCUUUUGUGCGCCAGUGUCCCUUCACACUCGAGGUCCUGUGCAAUGAAGAGAUUAUUCCUGCCCAGCAGGUUGGGAAGAUUGUGAAAAAUAUUGUUGACAGUAAACACAACAACAUAUACAUGCGUCAUGCGGUUGCUGGAUCUGAAAACUACACAACCUGCAACCAGGGUUUCCUUGAGGAGAGGUGAAACGUCACGGACUACUAAUAUGUUUCAUGUGAAGAAUUAUCUGCGUUCAUUUUGUAUAACAAUUGCACAUUUAGACUUGAGCUUAGAAAAAUGUAAUCAUUUAAUGGGAACUGAAUUUAUUUUCCUAAUCUUAGAGAUGAAUCGGUCCCAAUAAGAACGACACAGAUAGUAAAUGUAAUAACUAUGAGUGUUUAUAAGUUAGAGACUCACUAUUGCUGUUAUGGUGUAUGCUGAAAAAAAUAUCAAAAGGCAUACAAUAACUGUCUGGCACACUGUGAAGGAUGGUGGGUGAGAAGCACUCCUUGAAUAAAAGCAUAAUUUUCAUCUCAUAUUUCAUGUUCUGACAUUUUGACAUGAAUCAGCAGUCGUGGUCAACUGUGUCAUCUGAUCACAACGUGGUAUUAUAAUGUACUCAAUCAAGCAGAACAAAAAAACUUGAUAGUUUCUUGUACAUUUACACGUAGCGCUUACAGUUUUGUUUUGAUCAUGACUGCUUUGCUUGGUUUCCCCUGUAUAUCUGCGCUGUUCCACUCAAACAUGUGUCACCUGGUUUUCAAAGUGGCGUGGUCACAUGGUUUUAUAAUGUACCUAAUGUGUUUUACUGAAGUUUCAUUUUGAUUCACAGAGGAUUGACAGUGCUACUUAAAAACUGCAGAAGGUUGUUUUUUGUCAACUGAGUGACAGGUGAAGUGGAUGGUAACUGUCAAUCACACACAGACACAGACGUCAUCUCAAGGCGUCCUUUGUGAAGAAUGAUUUCACAGUUCCAACCACAAGGUGAAUGUAAUGACUUUUUAAGCAUUUAUAAUUAUGUAUAAUGUCUUGAAGCACAAAUUCCUGUUAUUUAUCUUUUUUAGAUUAAAGACACACUGCAGAGUUA
This is a messenger RNA of Micropterus dolomieu (smallmouth bass), 5233 nucleotides long. It is a transcript of the gene kcnh6a, whose product is annotated as potassium voltage-gated channel, subfamily H (eag-related), member 6a. The record is from RefSeq and is a predicted model, not a curated record. Gene Ontology annotation, molecular function: inward rectifier potassium channel activity. Gene Ontology annotation, biological process: regulation of ventricular cardiac muscle cell membrane repolarization; membrane repolarization during action potential; potassium ion transmembrane transport. Bases 320 to 3946 code for a protein of 1208 amino acids. The transcript has 17 exons. NCBI's taxonomy places the organism in Eukaryota, Metazoa, Chordata, Actinopteri, Centrarchiformes, Centrarchidae. Gene Ontology annotation, cellular component: membrane.